ACUGUUUCCUGUUCUAAGGCUUCUUUGCGACUGAAAUCCCGCAAUUUAUCCCCAGCAAGACGCGGCCGGAGCUGCCACUGGGGACACGAGCAGCGGUGGAAGGGGUGCAGCUCCUGCUUGCUGCCCCUGCCUCUCACCAUGGCCUCUCUCUGGAGCUCACUGGAAAGAGAUGUAUUCAACCCACAGAGCAUGAAGCUGCUGGAGACCAUCUGUGUCUGGAAGGCGGGGAAGAAAAAGAAAAUGUCCAUUCUCUGUGUUGUGGUGGAUGCCUUUAAGCCAGUGCAGCCGUUUCUGGUGAAGAUCAAGGUAGACCGAGGAGAGCAGUACAAGACAGCCUACAGGUGGCCUUUAGCGGAGCUAAAGCUGGUAGAUGGCAAGACUCUUGAUCAGGCGAGCCUGGAUUUUGACCUGCACUUCGAUAAGGUUUACAAGUGGACUGCUAGCAGCUCUGAUGAGAAGAAAACCUUUAUCAGAUGCUUGUGGAAGCUGAACCACCGAUUCCUCUCCAGGGCUAUCAAGUUUGUGAAUGUCCCCUCCUGUUCAGUGGAAGGGAGACAAAGGCCACAGGAAGACAGGAAGGACACUGCGGAGACUGAGAGCCAGGAGGAGCUCAGUGCCUACCAGGAGAUGACACCGAAGGAGGCUGCGGAUGUGCUGAGGCUGAUGGAGGAGUACGAGCCCCUUGUGAACAACUCCGUGGCCUUUGCCGAGCAGCUGAGCAAUGACCUGCACGUGCUGGAUGAGGCCAACCUUAGGGCCAUCAUCUCUUCUGAGAAGCAGGUGACAAAGCUGAUGAGCUUCAUUGAUGAGGCCCUGGCAGAGGUGGCCAGAGUGGAGGAGACCUUGCAGGUUUACGAUGAGCUACUGGGAAGCGUGAAGCAGCAGAUGGACCACAUCCACCAGGAGAACUCCUUGCUACAUCACAUCCUCUCCAACAAGACAAAGCUGAUGGAUGAGAUCCUCUUCCUCACGACCCACCUCGACCUUGGCAAGGAGCACUGCGAGGCCCUGAGCCGGGCAGACCUUUCCAGCCCCAGCGGCGUGAAUGCCUGUGUUGCUGCAGCAGAGGCAUUAUCUAGCUGCAUGAACAUCCAGAUACAGCCUGGUUACCGAAAGCUACAGGCUGUGGCGGAGCAGCUGAUCAUGUUUGAAACACUCAAGCAGAACUUUGAAAACAGCUUCAUCAGUCACGUUACAAACAUCUUUGAGCUGCAGGGCAAUGCUCAGGUCGAUGCUCUCAUGCAGCCCUUCGACAAGCUCUCUGCACCAAGCCAUGGUCUCCACCAUGAGGAACUGGUGCCCUACACCCCGCUCACGGCCUGGCUGAGGAACGCCAACCCAGUUCUCUUCUCUGAUCUCCCCAAGGUCUAUGCCCAGAACCUCAGCAGACUCUACGACAGGGAAAUCAAAGCCUUUUUUGAACAAGCCAAAAUCCUCUUGUUGGGAAGAAGAAAAGGAAGUCUUCAGGAGGGCUUGGAGAAGCCGAUGGUGAUGGGGAACAGACAGCACUUUCGCUGGAGCCUCCCAGGGAGCAGAGAAGGACAGGAGGACACACCGGACAGAGGAAACGUCAUCAAGAUGUUGGAGCAGGUGCUGCGAGAGCUGCAGCCCCUCUGCACCGUGGAGCAGCAGUUCAUUGAGAAGUUCUUCCACCUGAGCCAGAACACCACCCAGCUGAAGGUGCUGGAGGUGCCUGCCUCUAAGGGAGGAGAAAACAUGGCAUCUGCAGAGGAUCCUCCUUGCACCAAGCCUCGGAGCCAACUAGAAGAACCUACAACCCGGCUGCUGGGCGAGAUUUUCAGUUCACUAGAGCCCGAGCUGAGAGGCUUUCUAGAUGUCUGCAAUAAGACCCACCCCUUCAGCUGCUUGCAGGUCCUGGUUACCUUGAGUGACUCCGUCUUUGAGAUGUGGGGCUCUUCCUCAGCUCCCCCCUCGUCCUUCCUCAACACUGUCCUGGGCAACAUGCUGCUCCUGGCCAAGAGCAGCUUCAACAAGUGCAUUGGGACCUUGUGCAAAGAAAUCAAGGAGGCGAAGGCACCCAGCAAGAUGAGAGGCGGGAUCCUGCCCUCUGUGAGCCGCUUCGAGGAGUUUGUGAAUUUCUCAGAGGAGGUGUUCAGGACGGCUCAGCGCAGAGGGGAGCUGGACAAGGCACACCUCAGGCUGGCCAGCAGCGUCUUCAGCAGCAUCAAUAGCCUGUCCUCGGCAAACCUGAAGGUGAACACAGACAUGGUCAUGAUGGAGAAUUUCCACCACAUCCAUUGCUUUCUGUGCCAAAAAAAGAUCCAAUGCCUGGAGGACAAAAAGAGGGAAGCCAAGCAAAGGUACAGCGAGCACAUGGAGAAAUAUGUCAUCACCUACCUGGGCCAGCCACUGGAGAAGCUCAAUCACUUCUUUGAAGGGGUGAAAGCCCGCAUCGCUCAGGGGGUGAAAGAAGAGGAGGUCAGCUUCCAGCUGGCCUACAGCAAGCAAGAGCUGAGGAAAGUCAUCGAGAGGUACCCUGGCAAGGAAGUAAAGAAAGCCCUCGAGACUCUCUACAGGAAAAUCCACAAGUAUCUGUCCCCAGAGGAAAAUCUCCUGCCGGUGGUGUGGCACGCCAUGGAGCAGGAGCUCAUACGUCAGUACCGAGAGCUGCAGGAUCUGAUCCAACGUUGUUAUGCAGGGUCAGGGAUCACCAUGGACUUCACCAUGGAGGACUUGCUGAGCUAUUUCAACUCCAUCACUCUGGCCAGCGUGUAGAGGCAGAUGCUGGUUGAUUGAGACCAGCUCAGGGA
Messenger RNA from Oxyura jamaicensis (ruddy duck), 2771 nucleotides. RefSeq names its product exocyst complex component 1-like. Gene Ontology annotation, cellular component: plasma membrane; exocyst. Bases 139 to 2736 code for a protein of 865 amino acids. Gene Ontology annotation, molecular function: phosphatidylinositol-4,5-bisphosphate binding. Gene Ontology annotation, biological process: Golgi to plasma membrane transport; exocytosis. The transcript has 18 exons. Lineage: Eukaryota; Metazoa; Chordata; Aves; Anseriformes; Anatidae. The record is from RefSeq and is a predicted model, not a curated record.